GCUAAGCGCGGGGCUGGGCGCGCGCUCCCGCGGAGUCGGAGCUGCAGAGGCUUCCGAGCUCGUCUUGGGCUUUUCAGGUCACCUGGCACUAGUAGGAAUCUGCUCCCCACGAAGAGAAAAUAUUCUGAAGGCAUGCCAGUCGACCUGUCAACCAGGAGCCCAUAAUGUCUCCUCAUCUUCAGUGUGGCUCCAUGCUCUCCACUGAUGCCACUCCAACUUUCUUUGGUGCCAUGGGAAAAACCUGAAGCACGAGCAGAGUCGCCUCCAAACCUGUGGUCACUUCCGUGUUGCAUGGCUGGUGCAGAGCAGACUAUUGGAAUUCGCUCUUGUGUUGUUGCCCUUUGUGUCUGAACCAAAGAAUGCGCCUCGUUCUCUAGUGCGUCUUGCUCUCUUCCUCAUUCAUUUCUGUCGCUUGUGCCUUCCCAUUGUCUUCUGUCAUCACGGGACACCCUUAAAAUUUCUCAGCGGACUCCUCGAGGGCUGGCCCAUGGCUCUCUAAGCCAGCUGUCCAAGGACUCUACCAUGAGGCACUGCAUUAAUUGUUGCAUCCAGCUGUUCCCCGAAGACACACACAAACAGCAAGUUGCCUGCCAAGGAGGCCCCCAUCACAGUCAUCAGGCGUGCCCCACUUGCAAAGGAGAAAACAAAAUUCUGUUUCGUGUGGACAGUAAGCAGAUGAACUUGCUUGCUGUUCUCGAAGUGAGGACUGAGGGCAAUGAAAACUGGGGUGGGUUCUUGCGCUUCAGGAAGGGAAAGCGAUGUAGCCUGGUCUUUGGAUUGAUAACAAUGACCUUGGUGAUGGCUUCUUACAUCCUUUCCGGGGCUCAUCAGGAACUUCUGAUUUCCUCCCCUUUCCACUAUGGGGGCUUUCCCAGCAGCCCCAGUGUGAUGGACAGCGAGAACCCGAGUGACGUGAAAGAGCAUCACUACCAGCCUUCUGUAAAUAACAUCUCCUUUGUGAAGGACUAUCCGAGCAUUAAACUGAUUGUCGACAGCAUCGCUGCCAGGAUUGAGUUCACAACCAGGCAGCUCCCGGACUUACAAGAUCUCAAGAGACAAGAGUUGCACAUGUUUUCUGUAAUCCCCAAAAAAUUCCUUCCUACUAGCAAGAGCCCUUGUUGGUAUGAGGAGUUCUCCGGCAGGAACACCACUGACCCCUACCUGACCAAUUCCUACGUGCUCUACUCCAAGCGGUUCCGCUCUACCUUUGACACUCUGCGAAAGGCUUUCUGGGGCCACCUGUCCCAUGUGCGCGGCAAGCACUUCCGCCUGCGCUGCCUGCCUCACUUCUACAUCAUUGGGCAGCCCAAAUGUGGGACCACUGACCUCUAUGACCGCCUCCGGCUGCAUCCAGAAGUGAAAUUCUCAGCCAUCAAGGAGCCCCACUGGUGGACCCGGAAGCGCUUUGGAAUUGUCCGCCUGAGGGAUGGACUUCGAGACCGCUACCCUGUGGAAGAUUAUCUGGACCUCUUUGACUUGGCUGCACACCAGAUCCAUCAAGGACUGCAGGCUGCCUCUGCUGAGCAGCCGAGCAAGAUGAAUAAGAUCAUUAUUGGAGAGGCCAGCGCCUCGACAAUGUGGGAUAACAAUGCCUGGACCUUCUUCUAUGACAACAGCACAGACGGUGAGCCACCGUUCCUGACCCAAGACUUCAUCCAUGCCUUUCAGCCUGAAGCCAGGCUCAUUGUCAUGCUCAGGGAUCCUGUGGAGAGGUUGUACUCAGACUAUCUCUACUUUGCAAGUUCAAAUAAAUCUGCAGAUGACUUCCACGAGAAAGUGACGGAGGCUCUGCAGCUGUUUGAAAAUUGCAUGCUGGAUUAUUCACUGCGAGCCUGUGUCUACAACAACACCCUGAACAAUGCCAUGCCCGUGAGGCUCCAGGUUGGACUGUAUGCUGUGUACCUUCUGGACUGGUUCACUGUCUUCAGUAAGGAGCAGUUCCUCAUUCUACGUCUGGAAGACCAUGCAUCCAAUGUCAAGUAUACCAUGCACAAGGUCUUCCAGUUUCUAAACCUGGGUAUGUGUCAUGCUUCAGACAGUGGGGCUCAGCACAAACACCAGGGAUAUGGGGUUUUGCAGGGUGUGUGUGUGUAUAUUUGCAGUGUGUGUACAGGUAAGAUGUCGACAUUGGUAUCUUCCUCUGAUGUCUCAUUGAACCCAGCUUGUUGUCUUGGUUAG
Grammomys surdaster is the source of this 2178-nucleotide messenger RNA. RefSeq names its product carbohydrate sulfotransferase 15 (gene Chst15). The coding region runs from base 523 to 2178 and encodes 551 amino acids. Gene Ontology annotation, molecular function: N-acetylgalactosamine 4-sulfate 6-O-sulfotransferase activity. The record is from RefSeq and is a predicted model, not a curated record. The transcript is spliced from 7 exons. Gene Ontology annotation, biological process: hexose biosynthetic process. NCBI's taxonomy places the organism in Eukaryota, Metazoa, Chordata, Mammalia, Rodentia, Muridae.